GAGGACUAGAGAGAGGAAAUUAUCGCACAGACGUCGGAGGGAGAAACGAUCCCACUUCAGCAAUGCCACAUACGGGUCAGACCGGUGUGAACCAGCUUGGAGGAGUAUUUGUGAAUGGUCGACCACUUCCAGAUCAGGUUCGUCGUAGGAUUGUGGAGCUAGCGCAUAUGGGAGUUCGUCCAUGUGAUAUUUCAAGACAACUCUUGGUUUCUCAUGGAUGUGUCAGCAAAAUUCUCACCAGAUAUUACGAAACGGGCUCAAUAAAACCAGGCUCUAUAGGAGGAAGUAAACCAAAGCAAGUUGCAACCCCCUACGUGAUAAAGAAAAUUUUGGACCUAAAGAGACAAAACCCUGCCAGUUUUGCAUGGGAGAUAAGGGACCAAUUGAUGGCUCUUGGUGUCUGUGAUGACCAUACAAUCCCUAGUGUCAGCUCCAUAAAUCGAAUUCUCAGAAACGCAGGAACCAUGACUGCCAACUUUUUGUACCAACAGGAAGUCGCAAUGGAACAACUAUCCUCUUCCGGUUCACAGUGUCAGACAAUGCCUAUGAUGGUAACGCCACCUGGAUUUACUUCAAUUCCCAUGACAGUGCCAGGAUUGUCAUAUCCGAAAUUGGUCGAACAAAUUGAUACUGCUGAUAAAUCAUCGAAAGGAUAUGCAUCGUCAACAGAUAAAAGUUUAUCUGAUUCAGAUGACAAAGUUGAUAAAGAGGAUGAAUGUGGACAAGAGGAGAAAGACGUUAACGACGAAAAGGACGAUGGGUUCAAAUUAGAGGAAAGAUUCCCAAGUAUAACUGCUAAACAACAGAACUCUUCAUCUUCCCGAUCUUCUCUACACCAAGCUAGAUUGAAAUAUCACCCAUUUAAACCUGUGCAUCGCUUCCCAGAUGAGGGAUAUUAUCGACAUCAUAGUAGUCUUUUGUUUCCCCAUCUCUUCAUGUUUCCCUCAUAUAAAACCUCCAACCAGAUCAGAAUGGCCGAACAAUUCAGCUCCAUGGCGCAUCGUAACUUUGGCCAGCAGUUUUUAUCAAAUCAAAUCCCGCCAACAUGA
Ylistrum balloti is the source of this 1049-nucleotide messenger RNA. Its product is annotated as paired box pox-neuro protein-like. The transcript is spliced from 4 exons. The record is from RefSeq and is a predicted model, not a curated record. Gene Ontology annotation, molecular function: RNA polymerase II cis-regulatory region sequence-specific DNA binding; DNA-binding transcription factor activity, RNA polymerase II-specific. Bases 63 to 1049 code for a protein of 328 amino acids. Lineage: Eukaryota; Metazoa; Mollusca; Bivalvia; Pectinida; Pectinidae. Gene Ontology annotation, biological process: anatomical structure development; regulation of transcription by RNA polymerase II.